Molecule: messenger RNA, 6833 nt
Organism: Homarus americanus (American lobster)
Lineage: Eukaryota; Metazoa; Arthropoda; Malacostraca; Decapoda; Nephropidae
Gene: Mer
Product: merlin-like
Exons: 11
Coding region: 116-2026 (636 amino acids)
Biological process (GO): regulation of gliogenesis; regulation of organelle assembly; regulation of cell shape
Cellular component (GO): adherens junction; apical part of cell; cytoskeleton
Molecular function (GO): actin binding; cell adhesion molecule binding
Source: RefSeq, a predicted model, not a curated record
UUCUUUAACAGGAGUGGUAGGAAGGACCCGGUGGCGGCCAACAACUCACAGUAAACAAACCCCAGCAGGAGGACAGUGGCCGUUAUGACCUGAACUGUCAUUACCAGGUCUCACAAUGCCCCUGAGGAAUCUCUUCCGGGGCAGAAGUGCCAAAUCUUUUCCUGUAAAGAUUGUGACUCUGGAUGCUGAGCUGGAGUUUAACUUGCCCUGGAGAGCAAAUGGCCGGGACCUCUUUGAUCUGGUUGGACGGACAAUAGGACUCAGAGAAACCUGGUAUUUUGGUCUGCAGUAUGAAGACUCUAAAGGUGACUUUGCUUGGCUCAAGAUGGAAAAGAAGGUUCAAGACCAGGACAUACCCCGUCGCUCCCCGGUGCCAUUUGUAUUCUUGGCCAAGUUUUACCCAGAGGAUGUUAGUGAAGAACUUGUGCAGGAGGUCACACAACAUCUCUUCUUCUUGCAGGUUAAGCAGUCCAUCUUGAACAUGGACAUAUAUUGUCCUCCAGAGAUGUCAGUAUUAUUAGCAUCAUAUGCAGUCCAGGCCAAGUUUGGUGACUACAACCCAGCCACCUACCAGGGGGGUGCACUGUCCAUGAAGGAACUUCUACCUCAGCGUGUUAUCAGUCAGUAUCAAAUGACACCUGAGAUGUGGGAGGAGCGUAUCAGGAUCUGGUACGCUGACCACCAGGGCAUGACCCGGGACGAAGCCGAGAUGGAGUACCUUAAGAUAGCACAAGAUUUAGGCAUGUAUGGUGUCAACUACUUCAAUAUCACCAACAAGAAACAAACUGAACUCUGGCUUGGAGUGACAGCACUUGGUCUAAAUGUUUACGAGAGUGAGAACAAGUUAGAGCCCAAGAUUAGCUUCCCGUGGUCUGAGAUACGGAACAUAAUCGUCGACGACAAGAAGUUCACUAUCCGGCCCACGGACAAGACUGCCCCCAACUUUGUGUUCUUCUCCAAAAAUAGCCGCAUGAACAAGCUGAUCCUAGACCUCAGUAUAGGAAAUCACGACUUAUUCAAAAGGAGACGAAAGCCAGACACUAUAGAGGUUCAGCAGAUGAAAGCUGCCGCCAGAGAGGAGAAACUUCGUAGGCAGUUAGCUCGGGAGAAGCAGCUGAGAGAGGAGGUAGGGAGGCAAAAGGUGGAGCUUGAACAGCGUUUACUUCAGUACCAGGAAGAAAUGAGAGCAGCCAAUGAUGCUCUCAGAAGGUCUGAAGAAACAGCAGAGCUUCUAGUUGAGAAAUCUCGUAUAGCGGAGGAAGAAACAAUGCUACUAACUCAGAAGGCCUCAGAGGCAGAACAAGAGUGUCAGCGGGCGCACCUCAUCUCUGCCAAGACUCAAGAAGAAAAGAUGAUUAUGGAACACAAGGUGAGGGAGGCAGAAAUGCUGGUAUCAAAGUUGGUUGAGGAAGGAGAGAGGCGAGCUACAGAGUCUGACCGUCUGCAACAGGAGCUUAUCCGAGCUCGUAUUGCAGAGAAACAGGCGAAGGAAAAGCUGACUGGUUUUGUACAGAGCUUUAAUGCUUCCAUUAGUCACACAGCAGUCAACUCUUCUGUUCUUAAUGCUUCGCUGCUUAAUGCCUCCCUUCUGAACUCCUCCACACCCCACCUGCCAGCGUCGGCACUUUCUCACAGUUUGGUUGUGGGUAGCAGUAAUGACAUGGCCAUUGGGUCCACCGGAGACUUGCCCGACUUGACGUUGGGUGGCAGCACGGACGCUCUGAGCUCUACGUAUGUUGGACGCGAACUGAUGUCUUUAGACCUGUUAAAUGAUACGGAUGUGGAGCAGCUGAGUCUGGAGAUUGAGAAGGAGCGAGGGGAGUACCUGGAGAGAUCAAGACACCUCCAGCAACAACUGCGUCAUUUAAAAUCUGAAAUUGAAGUGUUAAAAGUGGAAGAGAAUCAGACUGUCCUGGACGCUGUGUACCACGAGCAGCUGCGGUCAGGAGAGACCAAGUACUCCACCCUUCGCCGCACUCGUUCUGGCACCACGAGGACCCGGGUCGCAUUCUUCGAGGAGUUAUGAGGUUUUUCAUAUCCUUGUGUAAUGAACUACUGCUUUUGGUAAAGGUAGUAAUUAUUGUACAAAUGAUUGGAACAAAAUUGGAAAGUUAUUUUGCUAGUUUCAAAGCUUUUUCUUUAUGUGAAUUGCAUACAGUUACUUUACACAUUUAAAUUCUGUCCUAAUUCUCUAGUUCCAGUCUCAGAAUAUUGGGGAAGUCAGUUGUUUGAUAUUUUCACAAAUUAAAUUUGCAAGUUCACUGAAGUCCAUUUGAUCAUAAAGAUUAUGAUCAUUUAGCACAAAUAGUACAGCAUUGAAAGUAGAAAACAUUUGUUGACGUGUUGGCCAUAAAAAUACAAUAAGUUCUUGCAUAACGUCGGGGUUACGUUCCUGAAAACGCGACGUUAAACGAAACAACGCUAGGCGGAUCAAUUUUCCCCAUAAGAAAUAGAUAAAAUAUGGGAUUUACGUUCGUGAGCCUUCCUUUGCCCCAUGAAAUACAUUACAUAUACAUAAAUUCAAAGCUCCUUGUGUGAUGCCUGGUGAGGUGCUUGUAUGCAUUACUAUAAAGUAACAUUCAAUGAGAUUUAUAAGAGAAAAACUUAAAACUCCUCUUCAUGGCAGAUAAAUAAAUACCACUAGGUAACCUUGGUUGGCCAGCGGGCUGGCGCCAGCUGUCAUUAUACAUCACCUCCCUUCCACACUUCCGGCAAGAUUGAAGGCGGUUUAGGCUUAAAGUUUUUAUCUUAUAAAAUGGCACAGACUAAAGUUACCAGAAUAUAAAUUGCAUUGCUAGAAUCCUUGCAAGACAGCAAAUAAUAUGAAUAUAGACAUCAUAUAUUUUGCACGAGAGAUAAAUUUUUUAGUCCCUUGAGUACAUUUAAGUUCUGUACAUGUUUUUUCAACUUAUUUUUUGGUAGAUAAAGUAACUUUCUUCAUUAAAUUUUACUCAUUUACAUGCACACACCAUCCUAAAUACAUAUUGUGAAAAAGGUAAAAAGUAGUCCUUGAAGACUCAAACUACGUUGUACCGAGUUACCGGGACGUUAAGUGAAUUUUUGGUUUCUAAAGUUUAGCAACAUAGUACCGAAACAACAUUAAGCGGGCCGACAUUAAGCGAGGACUUACUGUAGUACUGUAGGAGGAUUUUUGUCUUCCAUUCAUAUUUCUCUUCACAUGUUAUAGUUGCACUGUGGUCACUUGAGUUGUUUGCCAUAUUGGCUGAACAUGAGAAUUCUAUUUCCUCCCUUUAAACUUAUUUGAAAUAUUUGUUUCAACAUAUUCCUUUUGUUUUUCCCACUCUCUUGCAUCACCACUUUGUAAUAUUACCACUUUCUUGAGAGUACUUUUUCUCCCUGGUCCACCUGUAGAUAGUUGAAGUGAAGAUAAAAGGUAACUACGUAAGUUUUCUGGUUUUUCUGUCUUUUUCUACUUUUUACUUAAAUCUGUCCCCUUCCUUCCUUCCUUGUGAAUCCUUCAUAAGGCUAGUCCUUCUUUCUCACAGCCUCUUUAGUGCAGCUAUGUGGCAACAGCUUUACCUAUCUUUCUGCCAGAUCCCCACCUAGACUAGUAUCUGUUAAUGCCCGUCUUUGCUGUUGAAUGAUCUCUCUUAACUAGUACGUGGCAUUGAUUAGCAGCCGGAAGAUCGAUAAGGUUCUUUUGUGUCUUGCUUCACAUACUGGAAAGGGCAGCACAAUAUUGAUUUUUUUUUAACUUAAAGUAACUCGGCUUUUGGUUCAGCCAUAAUGCUCUUAAAUGUUAAAGAUGAACCUCUGUCUACUUUAAGUUUAAUAUGCAGCUGACUCACAACAUAAACCUUGGAUCUGAACCUCAGUCUUGUCUUUUGUCUUAAUUGUCAUUAUCAUUUAUUUUUGGUCGGCUGAUGCACCAUACACAAUCAGUUAUCAGUUCAUGUUUUAACGUUCUUGUCAGUUUUCUGUUAUUAUUAUUGUUAUUAUUAGACAAGUCAUAGGUUCUCAGUGUUGGAGAUUGCCCAGGAUAAUACUGCCAGGUCUUUCACUGAUGCAUUUCUUUUUCAUUCCUUCUCCGAUACUCCUGGUACAUAUGAUAACUUAUACAUUACUUCAUAGUUCACUUAUCUCAUCUGCUUUCCAAAAUGUCCCGCCCACUAACACGUUUUGUCAGGUGUCGUAGGGGUUGGUGCAGUCUCUGAUGUAUUUCUGGGAGUUACCCAACGUGCAUUAGAUGUCCCUCAUUGUGUUUUCUGCAUAACAGUAUUGGUGCUUCAUCUCAACUGCUGUAACCUUCUUUAAGGUAAGGCAUUUACCUCUCUCACAGCUGUGAAUUUCAUUCCUAUGUAAAAGCAACAUAAAUUUUAAUAUAUUUGCUGUGUUAUAAAGUUGUUCCAUUAAAGAUACUAAUAGUGUGUAGCGUGUAUCACAUGUAAUGAAAAUUGUGAUAGUACAGUAUAAAUUAAAAUAGUUACCCCAUAUUAAGAUAUUUUAUAUGGGGAGAUGUAAGAGGUGAUCCCUGUACAGUAAUUACAUGUAACAGAGUAGCUACAUCAGUUGCCUUGACAGCACACCGUGGUAUACAGUAUAUACUUAGUUAAUAAGGUAUUUCUCAGUUCAUGAAAGGAAUGCAAAGGCCUUAACACUAGUUUUGUAUUAACUCAAUGAAUUGACUCUACAGAGCCUUGUGUGCCUACAGGUUAGUUGUAAUAUAUAUUGUAUAGGAAUUGGGUGAAUAGAGCUUAAACUUCAUCAUAACACAUAUGUAUAUUUUCUUACAUAUUUAUUGUAUUUGAAGUAGUGGUAAGUGUUAGAAGAGAUUAACUUGAUAUAUACAGUACUUUACAUCUCGUAGAAAACAAGUUUGGUUGUGCCUUUUGGCUGGAAAUAGGAAAUAUUUAUGCAAGUACUGUACAGUACUGUAUAGUUAUAUGUCAAACUUUCAAAAUUGCCAUCACACUGAAUAGUGACAAUUGGUGUACUAAUGAUCACUGUUGAUGAGGUUACUCAAUUGUACAGCUAUGGAAUUUUUAGUUACAGGAUUUUGAGUCAAGGACAACUUUUUAGGAACGUAACCCAUCCAUAACUCGAUAGUUAUGCCUUGAUGUUAACCAGUGGAUCUCAGUCAUUGGUUGCUGUGAAGUGAUUUUUCAGAUUAUAAAGUGAAUGUGUAUACAGUAUGGACUAUGUGAGGAGAAAAGUCUAUUAUAUGUCAAGGGUCUGUUACAUGUGAAACUUCCAUCUCACAGACUAUAUAGAGGUGAAAGUCCAUUGUAUCAAGGGUCAGUUAGAGGUUAAGCCCCCAUCUAUAGGAUUAUUUGGCGAGAGAAGUCCAUUAUAUGGGGGUUUCACUGUAUUUGCGUAACCAGAGCUGCCAGAGGUAUUUUGAUGUACUGUACGUGUGUUCAAAAUAACUUUCAAUGUCAAGCAAAGAAUACAAAUGCAUUUUUUCUUAUGUCGUCUUUUGGUGAUAGAGAGAAGAAACACAACAUCUUUUUUGAAUGAGCAAAUUGAUGUUUAUUUUGUCUUACAGUGACACUAACACUGCUUGUAUGUUAAACUAAUCUGUAAUAAAUAAUGCUCUUAUCUGAUCACCAAACUGUGUGUACUAUGUUAAAAUGGAUCAUUUGUUUCCCGUAAUAGCUCUUUCAGUUUUGACUUCAUCCUUCCUCUAUGACGAUGACCUAAUUUACUAAUGUUUUAAGUUUGCUAUCUCAUUCAGCAGCUGUAGGAUUAUAAUGAAUAGCUCAUCUUUGUAAUUAUCACUCAUGUGGUUACUUAGUUUAGUAGAUUUUCAUACAUUUGUGCCAAAGAAAUCAUGCUAAUGGUGGUUAUUAUUGACAUAGUACAGUAUGUAUGUAUGACGAUUGGCAAUUUGUCAUAACUUUUUAUUUUAAUUUAGGUUAUUUAUAGGCCAUGCCAUCUGAAAAUGCAAAGACAAGGCCACAUGUGUUGUCUUCUCUUGUUUGUACGUCACCGUAAUAUUUUGUGGUGCAACACCGUAAGUGGUAUUUUAAGAGUUGAAGACUUUAGUAUUUUGUCUAUUGUUCCUAGAUGCCAAAGUAGAGGAUGUAUAAUUGUAUGUCUGUUGUGUCUCAUAUUUGUUGACUUAUUCUCAUGUAUUUCUGCUUUAUAAAAGUAUUUAUAAUUGGUCCCUGUCCAUAUGAGUAAAUUUCACCAAACAUGAAUUUGUGGAUCAUUUCAUAAAUUGCAAAUCCAGCAACUAGUAAACCAACAAAAGUAAUGUUGCAAUAAUUGCAUGAGUGAAAGUUUCAGUACUGUAGUUUUCCCAUUUGCAAACAUUAGCCCAGUAAUGUAUGCUGCUGUGUGACCAGGACCAAGAAUAAAAAGCAGAUAUUUAGAUAUGAAUAUGAUUUAUAGAAUACUGUACUGAAUGUAGUGAGGGUUUUAUCUCGAGUAAACACAAAGAUAAUCAUGAGGAGCGAACCUUUGUGAAAUGUUUACUCUUGCUUGUGGAAUAACAAGAGUGCAUGUCUUACAGUGGCAGGACAGGAUAUAUAAUUUCAAGAAAUUUUGUGUUGGGGAAUCAGCAGGAACAAUUUUAUGAUGGGGACUAGUGAAGCUAUAGUCUCUAACUAGGUGAGAAAAUUUGGAAUGUUAAAAAUGGAGGAUUCUGUGAUUGGUUGGAAGGUGAUGCAUGGGACGUGUGGGGGGGUUAUAGAUGUUAAUACAGGGCAUACUGUAUUUUUAACACUGGCUGGAGGAGUUAAAUUUAGGGCAGUGUUCCUUGGACAUGCAGAAGUAAUCUAUUCUGGUUAGGUUUGCCAUAAGAGAUGGCUGAAGAUUUUUAAGAAAGAUUGUACUUUUCCCAUGGCUUAAAAUUUCUUACAUGAAAUUAA